This is a messenger RNA of Linum tenue, 327 nucleotides long. NCBI's taxonomy places the organism in Eukaryota, Viridiplantae, Streptophyta, Magnoliopsida, Malpighiales, Linaceae. The record is from the annotation of a GenBank genome assembly.
AUGGCCAAGUACUUCUUCAGCAGCAGCAGCAGCAACAACAACAGAGCUGCUCAUCAUUGCGCCAUUGUUGCCGCGAAGUUGCUUCUCUUCUUCACUUUCCUGCUCCUUAGUAUCUCCACAGCUGAAAGCAGCAGACAGCCAGCAGCAGCGAAAUGCGGCGGAGUGACGUGUCAGAAAUUUUAUGCGGCUCAGAGUGGGGAUAACUGCGCAGGUGUUGCAGCCAAGAACCACAUGUCGGAGGAUCUGUUCAAGGCCUUGAAUCCAGGCGUCAAUUGUUACAACAUUUUUGUCUACCAGUGGCUCUGCGUUAAAGGCAUUCCAGUUUGA